Messenger RNA from Suillus subalutaceus, 366 nucleotides. RefSeq lists its product as uncharacterized. The transcript has a single exon. The record is from RefSeq and is a predicted model, not a curated record. Bases 1 to 366 code for a protein of 121 amino acids. NCBI's taxonomy places the organism in Eukaryota, Fungi, Basidiomycota, Agaricomycetes, Boletales, Suillaceae.
AUGGACAAUGAUCUGCCAUGUGCCUGUCAUGGUCAUACUCCAACACUGCAAACACUCGAAAUUCUUGUUGGAAAAUGGCAGAAGGACUGGGGGUCAGAAAAUACUACGUGGAAUGAGGUAUUCGAUACUGAACUUGCAUGCUCACAUGCAAAGGGAGAAUGGGCCACCGCUAUAUUCCUUGAUGAAGUUGCACAAUGGGCUACAGAUGGGAGGACUCUACUGGAAAGUAUUCGGGACAUCAUGUACACACACUGCCCAUAUUGCAGGGAGUGCCUUAAGUAUGAUAGCAUCUUACUGUAUGACUUACUGGUUUCCAUCAUUUCAGAGGUAAAAUUCUUCGAGGUCAAACUAGAUAUAUGUAACUAG